This is a messenger RNA of Penicillium argentinense, 2751 nucleotides long. RefSeq names its product coatomer subunit gamma. Lineage: Eukaryota; Fungi; Ascomycota; Eurotiomycetes; Eurotiales; Aspergillaceae. Gene Ontology annotation, molecular function: structural molecule activity. The record is from RefSeq and is a predicted model, not a curated record. Gene Ontology annotation, biological process: protein secretion; intracellular protein transport; intra-Golgi vesicle-mediated transport. Gene Ontology annotation, cellular component: COPI vesicle coat; endoplasmic reticulum; endoplasmic reticulum-Golgi intermediate compartment. The transcript is spliced from 4 exons. Bases 1 to 2751 code for a protein of 916 amino acids.
AUGAGCUACAUGAAGAAAGAUGAAGAUGCGGAUCAGGUCAUGAUCAGGCUUGAUCGGACCUCUGUGUUCCAAGACGCUCGACUAUUUAACUCCUCUCCCAUUUCGCCGAGAACAUGCCGCACGCUGUUGACGAAGAUUGCGGUCCUCCUCUUCACUGGGGAGCAAUUCCCGACGAACGAAGCAACCACACUCUUCUUCGGUAUCUCGAAGCUGUUUCAGAACAAGGACCCCUCGCUGCGACAGAUGGUGUAUUUGAUUUUGAAGGAGCUUGCCGGUACUGCGGAGGAUGUUAUCAUGUCGACCAGCAUCAUCAUGAAGGAUACGGCCGUUGGAAGCGACGUUCUCUACCGAGCUAACGCCAUCAGAGCGCUGUGCCGUAUCAUUGAUGGCUCCACUGUACAGGGCAUUGAGCGACUCAUCAAAACCGCCAUUGUCGACAAGACUCCAUCGGUCUCUUCCGCUGCUUUGGUCUCGUCUUACCAUCUCCUCCCCAUCGCCCGCGACGUCGUUCGAAGAUGGCAAAGUGAGACCCAAGAAGCCGCUUCGUCUUCGAAGCAAUCGACUGGAUUCCUGGGAUUCUCAUCCAGCUCCCAAACCCACGCCAUCUCUCAGUCGAACUUUAUGACCCAAUACCACGCAAUUGGUCUCCUUUACCAGAUGCGCUCUCACGAUCGCAUGGCGUUGGUUAAGAUGGUUCAGCAAUACGGCACCGCAGGUGUGGUUAAGAGCCCAGCUGCUCUGGUUCUGCUGGUGCGCCUGGCCGCUAAGCUAGCUGAGGAGGACCCCAGUCUUCGGAAGCCCAUGAUGCAGAUGUUGGAUGGCUGGCUCCGUCACAAGCACGAGAUGGUCAACUUUGAGGCCGCUAAGGCUAUUUGCGAUAUGCGGGAUGUCACCGACGCUGAGGCAUCCCAGGCCGUUCAUGUUCUCCAGCUGUUCCUGUCUUCCCCGCGCUCUAUCACAAAAUUCGCCGCCAUCCGUAUCCUUCACAACUUCGCAACCUUCAAGCCACAUGUCGUCAAUGUCUGCAACCCCGAUAUCGAGUCGCUUAUCUCCAACUCCAACCGGUCUAUCGCCACUUUCGCGAUUACUACCCUUCUCAAGACUGGUAACGAAGCUAGCGUUGACCGCCUUAUGAAGCAGAUCUCAGGCUUCAUGGCCGAUAUCACGGAUGAGUUCAAGAUCACCAUCGUCGAGGCUAUCCGAACGCUAUGCCUUAAAUUCCCGAGCAAGCAGGCUGGUAUGUUGGUGUUCCUGAGUGGCAUCCUGCGUGAUGAGGGUGGAUACGAGUUCAAGCGCACCGUUGUGGAGAGCAUGUUCGACCUGAUCAAAUUCGUCCCUGAGAGCAAAGAGGACGCUCUUGCUCAUCUUUGCGAGUUCAUUGAGGACUGCGAGUUCACCAAGCUGUCCGUCCGCGUGUUGCAUCUGCUUGGUGUUGAGGGCCCCAAAACCUCGCACCCCACCAAGUACAUCCGCUAUAUCUACAAUCGCGUCGUCCUAGAGAACGCCAUUGUUCGUGCCGCUGCCGUCACCGCGUUGGCUAAAUUUGGCGUUGGUCAAUCCGACCCUGAAGUCAAGUCUAGUGUGCAAGUUCUUCUCACCCGUUGUCUCGAUGACACCGAUGACGAGGUUCGUGAUCGUGCCGCACUCAAUCUGCGCUUGAUGGGCGCGGAUGAUGCGAUGGCCGGGUCUUUCAUCAAGAACGACUCGAUGUACUCUCUCUCAACCUUUGAGCACCAACUUGUCAUGUAUGUGACUUCGAACGACAAACAGACCUUUGCUGCUGCUUUCGAUGUCUCCUCCGUCCCCGUUGUCACCCAAGAGCAGGCUCUGGCCGAGGAACGGACCAAGAAGCUCACCUCCGCUACACCCACCCUCAAGGCUCCGUCAGCAGGCCCCACGAAGAGCAAGGCGAACGGCGCGGCCGAGGCAAAUACUGCCGCCGCCACCCAAAAGUAUGCCGAGCAGCUCUUGCAGAUCCCCGAUAUCAAGGAAUAUGGCACCUUGCUUAAAUCUUCCGCUCCUGUUGAGCUCUCUGAGAGCGAAACUGAGUACGUUGUCACGGCCGUCAAGCACAUUUUCAAGGAGAAUGUUGUUGUACAGUAUGAUAUUAAGAACACCCUUCCCGACACCGUUCUUGAGAACGUGACCGUGAUCGCAACUCCAGCGGAAGAGGAUGUUCUGGAGGACGACUUCAUCAUUCCCGCUCCCAAGCUUGCGCCGAAUGAGCCUGGCGUUGUCUACGUUGCAUUCAAGAAGCUUGGUGGCGAGAACAGCGUUCCCGUUACCUCGUUUACCAACAACCUGAAGUUCACCAGCAAGGAAGUUGAUCCUACCACUGGCGAACCGGAGGAUGAAGGUUAUGAGGACGAGUACCAAGUGGAAGACCUCGAUCUCGGCGGCAGUGAUUAUGUCAUUCCUACAUUUGCUGGAAGCUUCGACCACGUUUGGGAGCAGACCGGUGCUAAUGGCGAAGAAGAGAGCGAGACCCUACAGCUCAGCAAUACGAAGAGCAUUGCCAAUGCUACGGAGCAACUGAUCGCUGCUCUAUCCCUUCAACCCCUGGAGGGCACCGACGUUGCCCUGAACAACAGCACCCAUACUCUCAAACUCUUCGGCAAGACUGUCUCGGGUGGCCGGGUAGCCUCUCUUAUCAAGAUGGCCUUCUCGAGCAAGAGUGGUGUCACAACAAAGAUUACUGUCCGGGCAGAAGAGGAGGGCGUUGCUGCUGCGGUGCUUGCAUCUGUCACUUAA